ACCAUUGUUGUUUUCACUGUAUAUGCUGCCUUUUGGUGAUGUCAUCAGGAAACACAAUACUGUUACCUUCAGACAGGACCAUAUUGUCUUCUGAAUCCUGCGUUUCUUUAUAAGCACUUUGUUACAGCUGCUGAUGUAGAAACAGCUUCAUAAAAUGUAGAAGCGAGUGAAAUGUUCCUGGUGGUUUGGGCUGUAACUGCUCCAAGACGCUCUAACCCAGAUCUCCGUGCAUUGAUGUGAUCACACUGCCUCACAUCCACACACAACUGCUAUGGUCACGUGAGUUGGUCAUCCAUAAAAAAGUUUAAACCUAUUCCCCAAAUAGUUCACCUCUGUUGGAGAUGGCAGAUAGCUUAUUGGAGGUGAUAUAUGUUAGAUGGCCAGUAACCAAAAUGUUCCUAAUUUGAAUCCCUUAACAGACAAGGUGAAACUUCUAGAACAAGGCCCUUAAUCUGAAGUGCUACAGGAAGUCUUUUGGAUAAUUCUAGAUGCCUAGAAUGUAAUGGACCACGGAAAUGAAGGUUGUGGUCCACAUGUUGCUCUGUUCCUGAGCGAGCCAGUUAACCUAAAUCUGUUCCAGGUCGUUUCUCUAAAAAACAUGAAUUAUUAGCAGACUUACAGUAAAUAAAUAUGGAUCCUGUGAAUGUGUUCGUCCACACUGAAUCCAGGUUUAUGCUGAACUAGCUUAUGCAUAUGAAGCCACUUUACAUUCUUGUAUAAAUGUUUGUCUACUUUCAGUACAUUUUGUGUGUCCUGUCUCUUUUUCUCACCCACUAGCAACAGCUUUACACCAAGUAAAGUUUGAAGUUUUAGUAAAUAAGGAUGAUUCUGAUUCUUAUUUUAACAAGCAAACAUAUUAUAUAAACAAAAGCAUUCAACAGCAUAGAAAUUAUGUUGUAUUGCAUUUAUAUCAGUCUAUAAUUUCAAAACUAAAAAACUGCUGCUAAACAUCUGCUACUGUAAUACAGCUUAUAAAGAAGUACAUUUAUAUUUUAGUAAUUUAGCAGAUGCUCUUAAUGUAUAUUUUUUGCAUAUUGUUAUGUUUCCUGCUGUUCUAGGUGGGUACAUUCAGAGUUGUCCAGAGUUUAACCAGCAUUAUGAUAUAUUUACAUGAUUUAUGAUGUAUUUACAUGAUUUGUGAUUUAUUUAUAUUCUACAGCAGCCAUUAACAUUACAAACAUACACACUAUGAACAUCUAUAUUUCUGGAAUUUCUGAAAGUUGGACAAAUUCUCUGGAGAUGACAUUUGCUCUCCACUACAUCAUCAGUUUUAAUUGUAAGCACACCACACAGAGGAUCAACUGAAAAUGAUAUCGCCACACCAAAAUGUUGAAAAUCUCACAAAUCAGCAUUUUUCAGUUUGACUGAUAUUUUCAUUGUUCUGCGCACUGACGAUGUUUUGCAUAUUUUCCGUUAUUACUGGAAUCUCUAACCAGAAUAAUCAUCUGUAUUCGUGAUUGGGUGGUUUCUUUUACUGGCACUGAGACACAUGCAUGCCUUUGUGGCGUAUGCAUUAUAGCUCGAUCUCUUUCCAAAACGAUGGGUUAUAUAAAAGUCUGCCACAUUAUUCUGCAGGGCCAUUUCAUCCAGUCAUUAUGAGUCUAGCUCUGCUGACAGGUCUCUGUCUUUGUCUCCCUACAUCGAAUGCCCUGACGGUAUUCCAGACGUACCGGGCGGUGAGCCAGGAUGGAGAGGUGCAGUUCUGCUGCUCCUACAACCACAUUGGAAGACAUGUCCCGGAGGAGCUACGGGUCACCCUGUACCGUGGCCUGUUUGGAGAAGAGGAGGAGCAGGAGGUGUGCACCUCCUCCUUUAGCCACAACCAGACACUCUUCCAGACGAAGGGAGAGAGAGGGGGAGUGGGGGCUGGGAACAGAGAGACCCCAGUGCUCUGCAGAGGCCAGGUAGAGGCAGGGAUGGUGAACCUGACUAUUUCUGGUCUCCGGGGCAACGACACUGACCUUUACCGCUGUGCCAUAGAGGUCAUGUACCCCCCACCAUACCUCCGAGUGUUCGGGAAUGGCACCCUUCUCUACAUACCAGAGGAGCCAGACUGCCCUGCCCUGGAGCCCAAGAGGAGAGAUGAUUCUGGAAGUCUAUGGACCAGACCUCCUCUAGUCAGUGUGGCCUGGGUGUCUCUGCUGCUGAUGGUCGUCUCCAAUGUGGCCUUUGUCCUGUACCAGGUUUUACAGAGGAAGAAAAGGUUUGGAGGAAUAGCACCAAUGAUAUCACAAAAUGAUGGAAGAUUUGGUUAUGGUAACUUCCAAUGAGGAUUUGGUUUUGGUAACUUCCAAUGAGGAUUUUUCAGUCCUUUCAUAUAUUUUUACUCACCAUUUUAUCUUUUUUGUUCUUGGUUAGAAUUUUUUCUAACUUUGAAAGUUGCAUGAAAUGUACAGACAAGUGUUCAGCCACAUUUUAGGAAGAGAUUAAGAAAGUUGUCAAUCAUUUGUCAACUUUAAACUGAUAAUUUCUGUCUUAGUUGGGGGAUUUUCACAAAUCCUGUUUUAAAGGGGAAGAACAGCAAAUGUUUUCUUUGUUUGUUGAAAACAACAAAUAUACAAUUAUAAAUAAGUGUUUUUUCACAGUGAAAAAAUAUUUGUAAAAAAAAUAUUUGUAUAUAUACGUAUAAUCAGUCGAGGCCAGUGAUUACUUGGGGUCUGGUAUUAUGAUGUGUGGAGCGUAAAUGAAAGUUUUGAGGGCAAAAUAAAUUAUUUAUUAAAUUAUAAAUAAAAAUGUAU
Esox lucius (northern pike) is the source of this 2738-nucleotide messenger RNA. RefSeq names its product cytotoxic T-lymphocyte protein 4-like. Gene Ontology annotation, biological process: regulation of T cell proliferation; T cell receptor signaling pathway. The transcript has 4 exons. Gene Ontology annotation, cellular component: external side of plasma membrane. Bases 1494 to 2270 code for a protein of 258 amino acids. NCBI's taxonomy places the organism in Eukaryota, Metazoa, Chordata, Actinopteri, Esociformes, Esocidae. The record is from RefSeq and is a predicted model, not a curated record.